AUGUCCGGCGAGAGGUUAUCAAAUUCCAAGUUCCUUCCUGGUCCCGACCAGAAGCAGGUAGCCCGCUUGACCAGCGAACUUGCGGAACAUGCAGGCGAGGUCAAAACCACCAUCGUUGGUGGGUGUUGUGACGAGGAAGGCGUACUGAGGGAUGGGCUCUCCGGAGGAGAUCCUCCCGCCAACCCACCCACCAACCCGCAGGAGGCCCAAACAGCCCCGGAACUAAUACCAGAAGAUGAUGACGUUGACAUGGACCCUGUUGAAAAGGCAGGCGUUUUCUCGUUCCGUGCCGGAUCUCGACUGGUGCAAAACUCUACCCGCCCGGACUUGCAACUACCUGGUUCGUGGUCAGAAGAUGCUGAGGAUGCCCGUGUGCGCAAGGAGAAGCUUGCUCGCAAGGCGGAGUCCAAAGAAAAGAAGCUAGCUGGCAUGGCUGCAAGACAAGCUGAGGUGGAUGCCGCGAUAGCCAACGGUGUUCCCCCCGACGAAUCGUGUUCCUACUGUGGUGGUCCACACUGGAGGCGUGCGUGCCAAGCCACUCCCGAGGUGAAGGAAGCUUACCGCCAGGGCCUCAAAGCUGCCAAGAAGGCUGCCCGUACCGCCGCAAAGGCUGCAGAAGCAGCAGCAACAGCUAAAACCACUGGGGUGAUGCCUCCCCCACAAAAGAAACGGAAAGACCCAGUCGAUCCGGAAGCAAAACCGAAGAAAAAGGCACGCCAGGCGGUCAUCAAUACUGUCGCCGAGGAGUUCAGGAGCGCUACUCUUGAACCUGCAAACCCUGCCCGCUCUCGAACAGGGUCGGUCUCGUCCACCCCAAGUGCAGCUACGUUGACCCCUGGGUCAAAGAUACACCAAACGAAACGCUCUAAGAUGGCCCAAGAAGGAGGUUCGUUCGACGGUAUCCCGCAACGGUUUACCGACGGUAAGUGGAUCGUUCUGAAGCCAACCGGCUUCCAACCCCACGAGGACCUGUUCCUUCAAGUGGUGAAGGGUGUCAGCGAGGCCCUCCUCGCCCUCCCCACGCCCGACAUGGCCGGACCGAAGCACGUCGAAACGAGAAAGAAACUAACUGACGCCAUCUCCUCCAAGGAAAUCGCGUACAAGAUAGCGACAAUGGUCCCCAAGACCUUCUUCGUGAUGGACGAGAUGAAGAUCGGGAACACCACGGGCCCGAAAAAGAGGAUCACCUUCGCGCAACCACCGGGCUUCCAAAAGAUCGAGAUUGCGUUCGGGGACUACAAGAUCAGGUUCUGGCCGGAGGACCUGACUGCGGCAUGCCACUCUUGCAAAGGGACCCACGGUCCGACCUGCACACUCUGCCAACGAGUGGACGGGGACGACUGGGACCUGGAGUACUAUAGGCUGCCGGACAAUUUAGCUAGAUUUUAG
Messenger RNA from Penicillium bovifimosum, 1389 nucleotides. RefSeq lists its product as uncharacterized. The record is from RefSeq and is a predicted model, not a curated record. Lineage: Eukaryota; Fungi; Ascomycota; Eurotiomycetes; Eurotiales; Aspergillaceae. The transcript is spliced from 3 exons. Bases 1 to 1389 code for a protein of 462 amino acids.